AAAUUCACUCAUCAUCAUCAGGUCAAUAUACCAGGACGAGGCGGCUGUACAGAGGGCGUGUAGGAUAUUUACAGUAAACUACUCGUGACCCCUGACCCCAGAGAUGGACCCGCGUGCUCAGGACGUUCUACUGUGUGACCUCUGUGAAACUGACCCCCUGCAGUAUUGCUGUGAACAUUGCGAUAUCAAUCUUUGUACUGACUGUGUCAGUAAACAUCUCUCAGAUUCCUCUGAAAAACACAAAAUCGCAUCCUAUCAUUUACACAAAAAGUUUACUCCUAAAUACUCAAAAUGUCUGAAACACGCCGACAAAGAUUGCGAAAUGUACUGCGGGAGCUGUCACAUUCCUGUGUGUACUACCUGCAUCUCCUCAGGUAAACACAAAGGCCACGAUAUAUCAGAUAUUCUGGAAAAACUCGGCUCUAACAAACAACGCAUACAAAAAGAUUUAGAAGAACUCGAGAAUGAGAUUUACCCCCGAUAUAAGGACAUUUCCUCCGCUGUCCAAACUGAGAAAGCCGAAGUAGAAACGAAUUACGAAAAACUAGCCACAACUGCUGACCAACAAGGAGAAGUCUGGCAUCGCGAGGUCACCGCCACUGUCAACAAACGGAAAGCAGACAUUGUAGAGACAAAAACUAAACAUCUCUCUCUAUUAGAUAAACACGCGGAUGAAAUCACGCACAGAAUGACUGAAAUCAACCAGGUCAUUCUAGAAAUGAAAAACAUCCUGGACACCAACGACAUCUCCUUAACAUCAACUUACAGAUCUAGAAAUAAUGAAUUCAAUAAACUGCCUCCUAAAAUCAAAGUUACAUUACCAAGCUUAUAUCUUCCAACAAUUAACACAGAAACACUUAAUGAGAUGUUUGGUUCAUUAUCCUCACUCUCCGUUACAACAGUCAAACCACUGCUUGAUGAGCCGCGACUUAUCGCUACCAUAGACACUGAGUAUACACAACUAUACAGUGUUAGCUGUCUGAGUGAAGAUCAAGUCUGGACAUGCGGGUAUAACAACACCAUGAAGUUGCUCAACCUCCAGAGUAAACUACUGACAUCAAUACAAACCAAGUCGGGGAACGAACCGUGGGACAUAGCAGUUACACGGGACGGAGAUCUUGUUUAUACUGACUUUAUAAAUAAAACUAUAAACUUAAUUAAGAAUAAACAGAUACAGACCGUGAUCACACUACAGGGGUGGAGACCUCUCUAUGUCUGCGGUACCACGGCUAAGAAUCUCCUGGUUACCAUGAUCAGUGAUGAUAGAAAACAAUCCAAAGUCGUGCGUUACUCCGGAUCCACAGAAAAACACAGCAUUCAGUUUGAUGAUCAGGGUCGUCCUCUCUAUUCAUCUGGUCCUUUCACUAAAUACAUCAGUGAGAACAGGAACCUGGAUAUCUGUGUGGCUGACCGGUCAGCUAGUGCAGUAGUGGUGGUCAAUCAGUCAGGAAAACUCCGAUUUAGAUACACUGGUCAUCCCUCUAAUACCGAGCAAUCAUUUACUCCAGUCAGCAUCACUACAGACAGCCAGAGUCACAUCCUGACAGCAGACCGUGACAAUCACCGUAUCCACAUCCUAGAUCAGGACGGACAGUUCCUCCGUUACAUUCACUGUCAUUUAGAAUUUCCAUGGGGUUUAUGUGUGGACAUCAGAGACAACCUCUUUGUGGCUGAGCGUGACACUGCUAAAGUGAAGAAAAUCCAAUAUCUAUAAACACAGCGUUAAUCCACAUCUCAACAGUGUUAAUUACAUCUACCAACACAGUGUUAAUUUCAUAUCUCCAGUGUUAAUCACACAUUGUCAACUUCCCACAUUUAUGUAGCAAUAUUCCAUAAUCACCUGCAUAUGGUGUUUAUAUAUCUCAACUGAUUCGAUAUGCAAGAGCUUGUUCUGGGUAUAGUCAGUUUUUAAAUCGAGGUAAGCUACUGACAAACAAGUUGAUAGUACAGGGAUUUCAACAGUCUCGAUUGAAGUCAGCAUUUCGCAAAUUCUAUGGUCGUUAUAACGAUCUAGUUCGUCAAUACAACCUCGCAUUGGGUCAAAUGCUGUCUGACGUGUUUCAUACCGAUUGUUAAACCGUUCUUGGCACACUGAUUUUGACUGCGGAUAACUCCGUUUACCUGAUCAGGAUAUGGGGCUCACGGCGGGUGUGACCGGUCAACAGGGGAUGCUUACUCCUCCUAGGCACCUGAUCCCACCUCUGGUGUGUCCAGGGGUCCGUGUUUGCCCAACUAUCUAUUUUGUAUUGCUUGUAGGAGUUAUGAGAUUGAUCACUGUUCGUUAUCUUCACCUUGCAUCUACAAGGUUCUGUGUUGAUUACCGUAAUAAACACGAUGUUAAUUACAGUCCUGUGUUGAUUACAGCUGUGUUAAUUGCACCAGUGUUUGAGAUUAACUUGCGCAUUGACAGUAAAUUUGUGUUUGUUUAUGAGUGUUUGAUUGAACUUUAUUUUGUUUGCUAUCUGUGAUAUGUUUCAAUGUAUAUAUUAUAGAUAAACAUGAUUUAGUGUACAGUCUUAUUUUAUUACUGUCAGUACAGAUAGAUAAACAUGAUUUAGUG
This is a messenger RNA of Ostrea edulis (European flat oyster), 2560 nucleotides long. RefSeq lists its product as uncharacterized. The transcript is spliced from 2 exons. Gene Ontology annotation, molecular function: protein binding; zinc ion binding. Lineage: Eukaryota; Metazoa; Mollusca; Bivalvia; Ostreida; Ostreidae. The record is from RefSeq and is a predicted model, not a curated record. The coding region runs from base 104 to 1714 and encodes 536 amino acids.